This is a messenger RNA of Pyricularia grisea, 2369 nucleotides long. RefSeq lists its product as uncharacterized. The coding region runs from base 138 to 2369 and encodes 743 amino acids. Lineage: Eukaryota; Fungi; Ascomycota; Sordariomycetes; Magnaporthales; Pyriculariaceae. Gene Ontology annotation, cellular component: nucleus. The record is from RefSeq and is a predicted model, not a curated record. Gene Ontology annotation, molecular function: transcription cis-regulatory region binding; DNA-binding transcription factor activity, RNA polymerase II-specific; zinc ion binding. The transcript has 6 exons. Gene Ontology annotation, biological process: regulation of DNA-templated transcription.
AUUUGUAUACCUAUUUUGAGAAGCGGAAGCUGAUUCAAUAGUUCCGACUUUUUAGCACAGGUGCCAUCCGGCAUGACUUUUAGUGAUUAUUCUUUUUAAAAUAUACAAGCCUAUUCGCAAAAACACGCACCUAAAUCAUGGAUACCAGUAGUAAUCCAGCCGCUGCAAACAGCAGCAGCAGUAGCGGUCCAGCAGCGCCGGAUUCGUCUCCGCAGGUUGGGGGCCCGCGAGUCAACAACGCGUGCGAGGCUUGCAGGGCGGCCAAGGUCAAGUGCACGGCGAGCAGCAGCCAGCUGGGGAUCUGUCGGCGAUGCUACGAAUCAAAGCGUGAAUGCGUCUUCAAGACCGGCCCGCGGACCAGAAGACCACGACAGUCAAAACUCAACCCAGCAGCAAAUUGCCCGCAACCACCCCCACCAGGCCCUUCCAAGACCUUCACCAUCGACGUCAGCCUCCCCCAGGACGACGGCCCUCUAAACUUCAACAUGCUGCGCGACUCGCACGAGGCCAUCGUCGACCGCCUCUUCCCACCAGGGUCACCAGCAGCAGCAGCAGCAGCAACAACAGCCGCGACGUCAUCAUCGUCCACGUACACGUUCGACUCGAGCUCAUCCCCGUGCUUCACAAACACCACCUCGGGCUCCGCAGCCGCCACCUCCUCCCCUCGGUCGUCGUCGUCCAUCAGCACCGCCAAAACCACGGCGGCGGCGGCGGCAGCAGCUUCGGGACCGCUCCGCCGCCCGCAGUUCAACCUCGACAGCGCCAGCUCGCUGCUCGCCACCUUCCGCGACGACAUGGCGCUCUUCUUCCCCGUCUUCUCGGUCCCGGACGGCGCCACCGUGCCGGACCUGGCCCGCGACAGGCCCUUUGUCCUGCUCGCCCUCCUCGCCGCCGCCAGCGGCUCCAGGACCGCGCUCAGGGGCGGCGGGAGCCUCUACGACGAGGAGUUCCGCAAGAUACUGGGGCUCAAGUUCGUCGCCGGCGGGGAGAGGAGCGUGGAGUUGCUUGUUGGGUUGUUGAUCUAUUCUGCUUGGUAUCCUGUCCACCUGCGGCCCCGAAAUAAGCAGUCUCAACAGUAUAUCCGCAUGGCCGUUGAUAUGAUACAGGAUCUCGAGCUCGACCAGCCCGAGUACCUCGAGCAGCACCAGGACCAGCCACGCGAGGAACUCCUCGAGGGCAUCCGCGCAUAUGCUGCUUGCUGCUAUCUUGUUCUCGCACGAGCUGUUACGUACAGCCGCCCCUUGAACCUCCCCUUCACCGCCUGGACGGCCACCUGCUGCGACCUGCUCGAGCGCGAGGCCCUCACGCCCGGCGACCGCAUCCUCCCCUGGCUGCUGCGCCACCAGCACCUCAUGCUCGAGAUCGUCACCCUGGCCAAGGACGAGGAGAAGGGCCUGCGCUCCUCGUACCAGGCCGCCACCAUGAUGAGGGGGUUGGAGAUGCAGUUUGCAGAGUACAGCUCGCGCAUGCCGGAGGAGGUCGCCAACACCUCCGUCAUGAGAUUCACCACGCUCACGACGCAGAUCCAGCUCCUGACCCCGCACCUCUGGAAGUCCUCCAACAUGACGCGGUCGCCACGCGUGGACCCCUUCCAGGACUCCUCGCGGAUGCAGCUGGCCCUGCCGCACCUAGCCGACGCGCUGUCCUUCAUGGGCGAGACGCUGGUCGGGGGACGACAGCUCACCAACCUCUGCAACGUGGACUGGGGCCGCUUGGUCCUGCUCUUGAUCGUCGCCUUCACCUUCUCGUUCGACAUGCCCUCCUGCGUCGGCUGGGACGCCGCCCUGGCGCGGUCGCACAUCGACCUUGGCUCGCUGCUUGAUCGCCUCACCGACAGGACGCAGAUGCAGGGGGACGACAAGCCCCGCGCUGGCGCCCAGCAGGGGGGUGAUGGGGUUGCUGAAGAGGACGACAUGACGAUUGUUGGGGCCAGUCGUGUCGUUUUCGGCGUCGUCAAAGCCAAGUUCGACAAGCGGAUGGCGGCUGUGCAGCGGCGGCAGCAGCAACAACAGUCUUCCAUCGCGACGGGAAUCUGGUCUCUGUUUGGAAGUGGCAGUGGUGGCGGAGAUGUGCAUCCAGAAAUACCGCACGAUAAAACGACCAGGGGAUGCCCAAUGUUUGAUGGUUCGUUAGAUAACUACAUCCCGGUAUGGGAUGAGGCUUUCAGCGACCAGACCGGCUCUGGGACAAGCCUUGCCCUGGGCGAUGCGACUGGCGAAUUUGUGGAUCCGUUUGAUGAUAUUGAUCUAAACGUCGGUAUGGAUGGGGGACAGUUCCAACAUGACCUUUGGGCCACCAUGACCAUGGGAUGGGCGGAGAGUGAAUUACCAGGACACAAUCAGCCUGCUGAUAGUGCGGGAAUCAGUUGA